Diabrotica virgifera virgifera (western corn rootworm) is the source of this 378-nucleotide messenger RNA. RefSeq lists its product as uncharacterized. The transcript has a single exon. The record is from RefSeq and is a predicted model, not a curated record. Bases 1 to 378 code for a protein of 125 amino acids. Lineage: Eukaryota; Metazoa; Arthropoda; Insecta; Coleoptera; Chrysomelidae.
AUGAAUCGUAAUCGAGAACUCCAACUUCACAUAGUUUGCUUUUGUCAUGCUAGCGAAGAAGCGUUUGCAGCUGUGGCUUAUGUACGAGGUCAUGCGAGAAGGAGCUUAAGUUUUUCAAUCAUCGCAGGAAAUGGAAAAGUAGCAAGAGCGGAGAGAAUGCCAAUACCAAGAUUGGAACUCGAUGCUGCUGUUGAAGGAGCCAAGUUGAAGGCGUAUGUGGAAAAAGCUUUUGAACAAGAACUUAACUUUGCAAGCUCUUUUCUAUGGAUUGAUUUAAGAACUGUAAUGUGUUGGUUGACUUUACGAACGGGAAGAUUCAGCCAAUAUGUAACCAAUCGAUUAAACCUUAUUCUGGACUACUCUACGUUGAAUCAGUGA